Molecule: messenger RNA, 2588 nt
Organism: Rosa chinensis
Lineage: Eukaryota; Viridiplantae; Streptophyta; Magnoliopsida; Rosales; Rosaceae
Product: BTB/POZ domain-containing protein At1g03010
Exons: 4
Coding region: 490-2388 (632 amino acids)
Molecular function (GO): protein binding
Source: RefSeq, a predicted model, not a curated record
AAAUCCAGCAAUUCCUCCAAAACAAAAACCAUGUAAAAAGAAGACCUUUCACCGAAAAGUGUAAGAGCAGCUACAAAUUUCUUGACUUUUAGAUUUGCCACAUUAUUAUAAAAACCAAACACUCAUUAAAAGCAUUGGUUACAAAGUCAUCACUACCCCCCUUUGUUGCUGCAUGGAUUCAUGUGACUUUCUCUUCACUCCAGCACUCUCUUCCUACAGGCCCUUAAAACAAAUCCGUCAGAAAAAGAAUGAUUUGUGUCAAACUGUUGAAAAAUGAGAUGGGUUUUAGUUGGGAGUACUUAUUUGAGUUGUUUCAUUGAAAGAUUGAAACUUUGGGAUUUGGGUUGCAGAAGUUUUAGUGGGAAUUCAAACACCAAAAUUCAGAUGUGUUUUCAGUGACAGCUUGAAAGAUUGAAGUUUUAGGACUUGGUAGUAGGAUUUGUAUUGCAGAAGUUUGAAUUUGAAUUUUGCACACAGGUGUUUGAGGAAAUGGGUGUUGUGACUGUUGGUGAAUUGAAGCCUAGCAUUUCAGGGAAGAGGUCUUUUCGUCCAAGCUCGAGUAUAAGGCAUGCCACAGAAUGGCCAAUCUCUGAUGUUUCUAGUGAUCUUACUGUGGAGAUAGGAGCAUCAAGCUUUGCCCUUCACAAGUUCCCUCUAGUUUCUCGGAGUGGAAAGAUUCGGAAACUGUUGCUUGAAGCAAAAGAUUCAAAAGUUUCACGUGUGAUUCUUCCAUCUGUUCCGGGCGGAGCAGAGGCAUUUGAGCUAGCUGCAAAGUUCUGUUAUGGCCAUAAUAUUGAGAUCACACAAGCAAAUGUUGCCUUGCUCCGUUGCACAGCUCACUUUCUUGAAAUGACGGAAGAGUAUGCUGAGAAGAGCCUGGAAACAAGAACUGAAGCUUAUCUAAAGGAUAUGGUGUUCCCAAACAUAUCAAAAUCAAUAGCAGUUCUUCAUCGUUGCGAAACACUCUUGCCUGCAGCAGAAGAAACCAACCUGGUUAGCAGGCUCAUCAAUGCAAUUGCAAACAAUGCGUGCAAAGAGCAGCUCACCUCUGGCUUACUGAAACUUGACCACAACUUUCCUUCAAAAGUAGCUACUAUGGAACCUGAAACGCCCUCGGAUUGGUGGGGAAAAGCGCUUUCGGUGCUUAGUCUUGACUUCUUCCAGAGGGUUUUAUCUGCAGUGAAAACCAAGGGUCUUAAACAGGAUAUGAUCAGCAAAAUUUUGAUAAAUUACGCCCAUAACUCUCUUCAAGGUCUUGUUGUAAGGGAUGCGCAAUUGGUCAAAGGAAAUCUCUUCGAUUUAGAACUGCAAAAGAAACAAAGGGUCAUUGUUGAAGCUAUUGUUAGUUUACUACCAACACAAUCAAGGAAGAGUCCAGUUCCAAUGGCAUUUCUUUCGAGUUUGUUGAAAACUGCAAUUGCAGCAUCAGCAUCCACUUCAUGCAGAUCUGAUUUGGAGAGGCGGAUUGGUUUGCAGCUGGAUCAGGCAAUUCUUGAAGACAUCCUCAUUCCUACAAACUCACAUGGAAACAACCACAGCACAAUUUAUGAUGCCGACACUAUAGUGAGAAUCUUCUCCAUAUUUUUGAACUUGGAUGAGGAUGAUGAAGACGAUACUAAUCUGUUAAGAGAUGAAAGUCAAAUGGUUUAUGAUUUUGACAGCCCUGGAUCUCCUAAACAAAGUUCAAUCUUGAAGGUCUCUAAGUUACUGGACAAUUAUCUUGCCGAAGUUGCAUUGGACUCAAACUUGUCACCAUCAAAGUUCACAGCUCUAGCAGAACUACUUCCAGACCAUGCACGAAUAGUAAGUGAUGGACUCUACAGAGCUGUGGAUAUCUUCCUCAAAGUUCACCCAAACAUGAAGGACUCUGAAAGGUACCGGCUUUGCAAAACCAUAGACUGCCAGAAACUAUCCCAAGAAGCCUGCAGUCAUGCAGCACAGAAUGAAAGGCUACCGGUACAGAUGGCAGUUCAGGUCCUAUACUUUGAGCAAAUCAGGCUGAGGAAUGCAAUGAAUGGUGGCCACAAUCAGUUCUUCUUUGGCGCAAUUAAUGGCACUCAAUUCCCUCAAAGAUCAGGCAGUGGUGCUGGCAGUGGAGCCAUUUCCCCUAGAGACAACUACGCAUCAGUUCGGAGAGAGAAUCGAGAGCUGAAGCUUGAAGUCGCUAGAAUGAGAAUGAGGCUGACAGACUUGGAAAAAGAUCAUGUCACUAUGAAGCAAGAGCUUGUUAAGACACACCCUGCAAAUAAGUUGUUCAAAUCCUUCACCAAAAAAUUGGGGAAGAUCAAUGCAUUGUUCCGGAUUAAUAGUAUCAAGACCUUGGGGGGUAAGGCGCAUUCGGAGAGCAGAUUCCCGUUUCAGAAGCGAAGGCGCCAUUCAGUUUCAUGACUAUCUAGGAGUGUGAAUAUGUAGUAUAUGUAUAACUACAACAAGAGUGUAUACUAUAUAGUAUAAGUAUAAAUAUAAGCUAGUGUGAUGGCUUCUAAUCUCAGUUUUCACAGCUUUUUGAGUGUGUACUUGAUUCUAGUGCUGUAUAACAUGCAUUUAUGUGAUAAAUCCCCCAUCUUUUAUCUUUUAUUGAAGUCUCU